Lingula anatina is the source of this 3382-nucleotide messenger RNA. RefSeq lists its product as uncharacterized. NCBI's taxonomy places the organism in Eukaryota, Metazoa, Brachiopoda, Lingulata, Lingulida, Lingulidae. The record is from RefSeq and is a predicted model, not a curated record.
UUUUCAGUGCUGUUAAUGUUACACUCCAACAUCAUAGUUGUUCGCUUUUUACCAAACUACCGGUUGUUCUUGAACAGUAAGCGAGUGUUUGAGGACGCCUGGUGAUUUUAAUUUCGGCUUAGAAAUAAAAGCAAGCUGUAGGUGGGACGGGAUAUGAACGGCCGCUUGGCCGCACUAUGGGUGCUGAUAUGGAUCUUUCUUCACCUUGCCAACGUCAACUGCAACUCUGCCCCAACAAGUUCCAAGCGCUCUGCCACUCUGACAUUGCAUCCUCUGUGGUCGACGAUGCAGACCGACCUUCCCAGUUUCCUGCUGAAGUUGUCUCACGAUACGGCGGCCAUGUUCAAGGGUUACGGAACCAUCUUGAAAAAUUGGAGACAGGUGCAAUGGAAUUGGCGACGCGUUGAAAGUGGACUGGUCGGUCUCGUGAAAGGAAUUCUCAAAUGGACUAUCGAAAUUCUCUGUGCUUUUCAAUGGAUUUUGGAUUUUAUGCAACAAUUUUUGAGCGCUGUGCGAAAUACUACCUGUGCUGACAGCGCCGAGAUCGACCUUCUCUUUGCGAAAACUGAGGAAUUGAAAACUUUUUUGGAUGACGGAAACAGAACUGGUCUCAUUUCAAAUCUUACAGAUCUUUAUCGCACUGAAAAGCUGUGGUUGAACCACACCCAUUCUUGUGACGUCGGUUUGGUCAUGAAAGCGACCAUGGCGUCCCUCAACACCCAAGUUAGUGCCUUUCUAAAUCUCUUCCAGGACGUCACGAUCGGUGUGCUGAAAAUUAUUCAAGAUUGCAUCGGCGAAACCAGCCUCUAUGAGCCCGAUGGAGACGUGGUGAAAUUACUGACGUUAUUGAAACUCAAAUUGGCUGAUUUGGAUAAACACGAUGGCUUGAUGGAAAUUGCGGUUAAAUUUAUUACGAAGUUGGAAUGCUUAAUAGAACAUGGUCUUCAAGGUCCUACGCCAUCUACGACUCGGAAAAAACGUAGUCCGGAAACGGCCGAAAAUCCACCCGAACGAAUUCGACGGGUACGUCGUUCAAUUUCUCCCGAAAAGAAGAAAGUCUACGAGGCGAUCAAGCGGGAAAGGGGCUUCUAGCGAAAGACAAAGAAAAUCUUCAUGAAAGAGGCAAUUUUAGAAAUGAAGUUAAUUAUAACUAGCUUGAGGUUAAGCGAUAUAGGCCUAAUAACCAGAACCAUGCAAUGUUGCACGCUGGCGAAAGGAAUGGAGUGAAUUAUGACAAACGCGAGAGGACGAUACUCCAAAUUCCAUCCGAAAAGCGUCACUCAAGGUUGAAAUAAUCCUUAAUGUCAAAAUGACCACCUAGCCGCCAUUGAGUUGGGUUCACUUUCCCUUCGUUGGUUGCUGUAUUACAUGGUCCAUGGAACUUACACCUUUUCAACACGGGAUAGGGAUAAUUUCAUUGGUAUUGGGAAGCAGAUCUAGACCAACCAUAACGUCGCCUCUUAAAAAAAACUGUGGUCAUCCUAGUUAUGGUUUCGUCCCGUUGUUUUGGUGCAUGCUGUUUCAACAUAGAUAAUUAAUGAUAGCAGUCUGGGAAAUCGUUAACACUUAUAUAUAGAAUUAAAUUUAUUAAUGAUUUAGCAUUUAAGAGAAUGUAGCCAGGAGAAUGUUACGCAUUUUAACAGCAAAACGGAGUUUUAAAAUUUUUGAACGUCACUGCUUUUAUUCAGUGUCUCUCUCCAUUUUAUAAUCAGACCAUUUAAGUUCUAACAAACGGAAAAUUAUUCUUCUUUUAACAAAGGGCAAGGGUUAGGAAAUAGGUAGUCUUAUGCUUUAUAUUUGGCUCCCAGGACAAGAACAAAUAUCGGUGGUUUCAGCUGCUGGCUUGAUGUUGUCUGAUUUAUGAUAUACCAAAGAGGCCUUACACCAAUUUCAUAUGCUGUAGAACUUGGUAACACAAAAUGAAAUCGAAUUUCUUACAAGUAGAUUAAAGAAUGACUUCUAACGAUUUUAGAUGUUAGAUGAAGAUAGCUGAAGAAAUGAGAAAAAUCAUGGUUAAACAUUUAGAUGUGAUGCGACCUUUUUUAUUCUGGAUGGUUAGCUUCCUAUUAGCGGCAGAGGCACAUUGUUGAGUUAGAGGUUUUGCCUGACCUGGUAUCCAUAAUUGAGCGUAUAAAUAUGCGGGAUUCAAUCAAUAAGAUUUGCUUUACUUCAGAUUUAGAAGCUAUAUUUGAAUAACAAAACAUUCUUUCAAAUAUUAUGAUGAGGGUUAUGGUAAAAUCUCGCCUACUUUUUUUUGCGAAAACAAAAAAAAUCCAUGACAUUUUGAAUACAGUAAAACAAAAACGUUUGUUCAAACCUUUAAUAUAAAAUGAUGGUUAAACUUUUUUGAAGUUCGGGUCUUUUCGAGUAAGAAUAGAUUAUCUUCUGUCAGUAUCUAAUGUCCUUGAUCUGACUGUUUUCGAGCUGAACUUUGCUGUCACGCAAAAUCCGUUUCAACUUAUCUUGGCCAAGCUGUUGCUCCAUUGAUGCCAGCCUUAGUUGUUCCACAUGAAUAUUUUACAAUAGCAUAUAUUAGUUUUGGCACAAUUUCUAAGAUUACGUAUUCAUUGUAUGGAAAAAAUACCUCGUUAAGCUUCGGAUAAUACCUAAGGGCGUAAGCUGGUGCUUGUUUUACUAUUACAUGCUGCACCUUUGAAAUGUGGGUCACUGCCAAGGUUCCAUCUGUUGUCGCCUACACUGUCCAUACCGAUGCGUCCAAACGUGAAAUAUUUAACGCUGACGCCCAUUUGUGUUUGUACAAUUGCAUGAGCCUAUUUUAACUUGCUGAUCUUUGUGGGAACUUUAUAAACAGACCGUGAGCUUAAACUGUGAUUAUCGUGAUGAAAUGACGUGUUUUAAGAUAGGAAUUAAGACUAUGAAAUCAGUAUUUAUUUAGGCAAUUUACUUACAAGAAUCUCACUUCAGUCAGCGUAGCUAGAGAAGGCAGAAAGGAGGGAAGACACCAAAGGAUCUUAACUUGAUGGUCAAGUUUUUCAACACAAAAAAGACUGAACUUCUGUGAUAAUUUUUACAAACAAAUUCUCCUCAAUAAACACAUUAUCCGAAAAAGUAAUAAAUGUGAUAGACUAUCUUUUCUCAAAUUAUUACGAUAGGCCCAAUGUAUGGUCUAUUAAAGCCUUGAUUUUUAAAACUCUGAUUAUUUUGUUAAAUCUUUAGCUAUAUAAAUCGAACUUGUUUCAGCAGAGUUGGGUCAAUUGGUUUCUUCCCAGAGCAUUGUUGUUGUUGUUUUAUUUCAUGAAAAUAUAUAUAUUUUAAACUACUUUGGUUUAAACACAAUGUUAUUCAUAUAUCAUUAUAUUUUGUGAUUGCAAUGGAUGUACUAUUAAAAACAGAAUGUUUCCAUAAAUGGGUUGACCACGCA